Sinocyclocheilus rhinocerous is the source of this 1493-nucleotide messenger RNA. RefSeq names its product insulin-like growth factor I. Gene Ontology annotation, cellular component: extracellular region. Lineage: Eukaryota; Metazoa; Chordata; Actinopteri; Cypriniformes; Cyprinidae. Gene Ontology annotation, biological process: regulation of protein phosphorylation; cell population proliferation; positive regulation of phosphatidylinositol 3-kinase/protein kinase B signal transduction. Bases 846 to 1442 code for a protein of 198 amino acids. Gene Ontology annotation, molecular function: insulin-like growth factor receptor binding; hormone activity. The record is from RefSeq and is a predicted model, not a curated record. The transcript has 4 exons.
AUGAUGACAACAUUUUCAUUUUUUAGGUGAACUAUCGCUUUAAGAUGAGUAGGUUUGUUAAUUCAAUUGUUUAUUAUUUAAUAGCACAAAUAUUGUCAUUUAAAUAAAAUAUUUAUGCCAAAGCAGAGAUUUAAGAACAUAAUGUGUUUGUGCAAUAAAUACAGUGAUUCAUUUGUUUGGUUUUGCACAGUUACCACAAAAUCUGUUUGGAUUUAAUUUUAGCUUCUAGAAUUGAAAUUAUUAUACAUUAAUUCUCAGUUCAAAUAAAAGGUUUAAUGUCAUACUGAGCAUUAGUCAUUUCAUUUCUGCUGUACAUCGUACCUCAAGUUAAUAAUGUACCCACACGUCUGACUGUUAACAUAACGUUUUGUCUUUAUUUUAUCUGUAAGUGUGUUCUCUCUGACUGGCUCUGAAUGCGUUCCUACAUCUAUCUUUGUUUCAUUUAUCAUUUCAGCUGAAGCCUACACACUCCGAAAUCACUUAACUGGCUUCUUGCGGAGAUAUACUCGUGAUAACUUCUUCCUCCAUUGUCGUCACUCUUAGGAUGGAUUUCAAUGUCAUGCUGCAGAAAAUUCUGAGCUAUAAAUGAUAGACAUGAGGGUGUCAGUUUUGGUUUAUUGUUGUUUUAUUAAUCAGAUUUCUUUUGUAGUUUCAUGCAUCUCCAGUACAAGACAAGCUUUGCGAUUAGGAGUUCUCUGUGUGUCGAGGAAGGGUAGGAUGUGUCCGUGUGUGUGUGUGUGUGUGUGUGUGCCGUUGGCCCGUCCCCUCCUGGUCCUCCUAUAAGAGCACACCGGAGUAAGAACGUCAGUAGCUCUUUAGAGAGACCAAACCUUGAAAAAAAAGACAUGCCAUCAGACGGAAUGCCUAACUGUCAUGCCAGACGCCUUCAGAUGCUUAGAGAAUUUCUAAAGCAGGUGCCCAGCUGGCGAAGUGUGUGUGUCCUCUAUUCCCUGUACUGCGUCCUGAUCCUGCCAGAUGCCGGCGAGGCUGCCAAAGCACGCUGUGGACGAGAACUAGUUGCUGACCUGGAGUUUGUGUGUGGAGACCGUGGCUUUUACAGAGGCAAACCUGGAGCAGCCCGUAGCGGCGGCCCCCGCUCUCGUGGGAAAGGGAUCGUAGAGCAGUGUUGUGUGCGUGGAUGUGACCUCCAGCAUUUGGAGUCGUAUUGUGCCAAACCCAAGAGGCUACGGCGUGACGUCCCUGAAUCUCUGCAGCAGACUCCGGAAGAUCAGUUUUGGCUGGUGUUUCAGCGGCGAUACCAGAAGCAUGCAGAGAUGAACAGAGAUGAGGACGCUGCUUCUCAAAGACUCAGAGAGCGGACGCUUUACCGGUGGAACUCCAGAGAUUCAGUUUUACUAACCAACCAACCCUCCUCAACACUACAGCAACCUUCCACUGAGAGAAUGACAUCAGGACCAACAUUUCUCCCCCACAUCCGAUAGUCCUGGCUCUUUUUGGAUCUGUGUGGACCCUAUGAAUCACCUUCCUUCACU